ACACUCUGGUUGGGGACUGCUAUGUUCAUGGAAUCAUGCUCGGGGAGUUUUUAGGAGGAACGGAAGAGGAAUUGCCAGCGAUGGAAGCCAUAAGAAUACGAUGGUUUCCAGGAGAUUCAGUCGGUCUUCUUAUCCUCUCCUUCAUGUGUAGAUCCUUUAGCCACCCUUGCUUAUUAAGCGACGUUGCGAUACAACUCAUAAGACUACAGUACUUCGAUCCAUACAAUCUUGAAACAAGUAUAUUAAACAACCUAAUAAUGGAUGAAAUAAAUGUAAGCUUGCAUUUCGAUAUUGUGCGGGGGAAUUUAUGCUUGAUAUGACUAUACGGCACUCUCCAAGUCGAACCGGAUAUACGCGAUAAGUUUGAGAUUCACUCAUUCAUUCUUCCAUCCACGUUUGUUCCACGACAUCGCUUCAACGUUGUCAUCAACCGAUCCCAACAAUGUCUCAAACGGUUCCUACACAAGAAACUUUGCGAGUCGAAGAAGAUGUGAGGCAGCCACUCUCCCCAUAUCUUCCUAAUGGAACUUCCUCCAUGCACACGACCCUCACCUACGCGACGUCCCUCGACUCUGCCAUCUCGCUCCAGCCCGGCGCUCCCACUAUCCUCUCUGGACCCCGCUCCAAGGCCAUGACCCAUUAUUUACGCAUGAAGCACGAUGCCAUUCUCGUUGGCUUCGGCACCGCCGCCGCAGAUGACCCGGGAUUAUGCUGCCGAAUUGCCGGUGCGACGUUGGAACACCAACCACGUCCCAUCAUCCUGGAUCCCUCUGGCCGAUGGAACUUCAGUGCGGAUUCCAAGGUCAUGCGCCUUGCACGAGCCGGGCAAGGGAAGGCGCCGUGGAUAAUCACGGCGUUGAACCAGCCGCCAGCGGACCGGGUGAAAUUGUUACAAGAGUUGGGUGGGAGAUACUUGCGGUUACAUGUAUCUGAUCAUCGCAAAGGUACCUCGCAAGCAUUCAAUUGGGAGGAUAUAUUGCGUUGCCUAUCACAGCAAGGGAUUAAGAGCGUGAUGAUGGAGGGAGGAGCGACCGUCAUUAACGACCUGUUGAGCCCGGCGAAUGCGCAGUGGGUUAAUUCGGUGAUCGUCACGAUUGCGCCGACGUGGUUGGGGAGGGGAAGCCUAGUAAUCCAACCUGAGAAAACGAGAGAUGAAAGAGGAGGAUUGGGUCCGGCAGCACGGCUAAAGGAUAUCAGAUGGAUCACGCUGGGGGAAGAUGCGAUCGUUUGCGGGAGGCUGGAGCAGAGAUAGGACUGCGCACCGAAAAGUUCUGUGGGUGUGUGGGAACCGAUUUCAGACCUCCCUUCUGGGGACACAGCACGGAGUAUUGACGGGCGUCUGCAUAGUGUUGUUCUAAGUCGAUUCAACUCGUACCUUCCUACGAGUACUUUACGCUACCUGAAACGUUGUAGCAAACAAUUUCUAAAGCAUGCAUCCGGCCUUUCGCAGGGCUGACAAGUCGCCCGGAACGGGCUUAACUUGGGCGAUUGGGCAGGGAGAAGAAGGUCGGAUGUGACAUAUACAUGGAUGAAGGCUCGUAUAUGUUGUAAUGUGACACACAAUGGCAAGUGUUGUCCAUGUGAACAAAAACAUAUGUCGAGGAAGUUCCGUAAACUGGACGGAUCACGGACGUGCU
Messenger RNA from Eremomyces bilateralis CBS 781.70, 1637 nucleotides. Its product is annotated as bacterial bifunctional deaminase-reductase. The transcript has a single exon. Lineage: Eukaryota; Fungi; Ascomycota; Dothideomycetes; Eremomycetales; Eremomycetaceae. The record is from RefSeq and is a predicted model, not a curated record. Gene Ontology annotation, molecular function: 5-amino-6-(5-phosphoribosylamino)uracil reductase activity. The coding region runs from base 443 to 1252 and encodes 269 amino acids. Gene Ontology annotation, biological process: riboflavin biosynthetic process.